AAGUGUAGGCUGAUGAGCCAGUGCCCUUCAGGGCCACUAUUAAGAUACAGAGUAUAUCACAUAUGACAGCUGUGCUCUUCUCAGGAAAUGCCAUAAAAGGGGAUGUUUCCCAGGCCGAGGAUACCAUUGUGUGAAGGAGAGUGUGGUGGUCUCCAAACAAGACACCUCUUACGCCAGAGCAGAGGCAGUUCCCAGGAGAUGGAAUUAAAACCUGUUUUACCCUUGCUCUCUUUCGAUGAGGGGAGGAGGAUCCUGAAUGAAUGAGGUUGUUAUCUCACACUAACUCAGUCUCACACUUCACAGCAUUGCCUGGUCUAAGAAGAGGAAGAUGGAAAGGCUGUUACAGGCAAUUUUAUUUUCAUUUUUUACUUUUUUCUGUGUAGUGAACUGCCAAGAGGAUGUCACCUUUCCUGGGCAUCUCAUUGUCCAAUAUGUGCUUUGCUUUUUUUUUUUCUAUUUCUCAUUCCUUGGUGUGUUUCUAAGUUUAAUUUGGGCCAUAGAGACAGCAGUAAUUCAGAGUUACAAUACACAAGUCUGAGCCAUCAUCAGAGCAUUACAGAGGCUGAUACAGGAAUGUGUAACUUAAUUUAUUGUUUUCCACCUUCUCUGUUAAUGAAAUCUAGCCUGAAUUGUUACACACAAGUCUGUGUUCAUCUCAGCAAAAAUUAAGUUACCUGCAGAAAAAAUUGCCACGUUUCUGCGUCUCUGACAUCGAUUUGGUCUGUGACCUUGACAAGCAAAGGCUCAAUACAUCUGUUUUCCAGUUUGUGAAAUAACAAUGUGUCUUGUACAGCAACACAACACAGAGCUGCUUUAUCACAGGCCUGCUGAUAGCUUCUGACAUGGUAUAUGAACACCAGCACACUCAUUCUGUGUGUGCAGGGAGUGCUUGAUAAGGAGAGGGACACAUGGCAGGAAAGCAGUCGUGAGCACAGCCAUGCGUACACGAGAGCCUCAGUACUUGCUUUUAAAUGUUGAAAAGGAUUCCCUGCUGACAGCUGUGGUGGGAUUCUGAGUGGCUUGUAUUUGUCUCCAGUAGUAUUAACCUUGAAGGAGGCAAGUUCGUAGGAAACCUUAUACUUGGAAGUCUGCAUGUGCAAAACAUGCUAGAUAAUGUCAUGGAUCAGAGAGCCAGCGAGGGGUAAUGUCUGUAGGAAAUUGCCAGUCCCUCUGUCCAGCUCCUGGGAUGGACAGGCUGCCCAGCUCUCUGUGGGCUUCUCAAGAAGCUUUGGUGCAAUGCUGAUUCCCUCAAAACAUAACUUGGACAUGUCAUCUUUGCUGUCAUGGACAUGUUUUGCUGUUUUUUUUCCUUCACUGGACAGCUUGUGUGUAUCAAAAAUAUUGAGCCCUGCUGCAGCUGAAGCAGCUUGAGUCCAGGUGCUUGUCCAUAUGAGGAUGGAGCCACUGUUAAGCCUGUGUCAAGCCUGGGUCUCCUGAGCUCUUCACUUCCAUGUGAGGAGUGAACUGGAAGGAGAAAGAUUUCUUUAUCUCAGUGAUAAGAAAUACUGAAAGAUAGUAAUUUUAUGGAUGAUUGUAUGAAGGGGUUAAAAAAGGUGCCGGACUGAAAAAGCUGUUUUUCAAGCAGUUAACUUUUUGGUGCCAGUGGAUGCUGAGUGGUUAAAAAAAGUGAGUGGUGUUGGCAGUUUUGCCUCUUGCCCUUGCAAGACUGAAAUUUAGCAAGUGCAUGAAAAAUGAGGAAGACUGUCUUUACUUCCAGAGAAAAUUAUGAAUAGUUGAAGGGCUAAAACCUUUAAGUACAUGAUAAAUGACCAAAGGAGUUUGAAAGCAUAGGAUAAAAUGAAAUUUAAUGAAGAACUGAGACUGAUAGAAGGGAUGUGGUGGAGAGGUGUAAUGCUAUGGUCCAGCACUUAAGAGCAGUUCUGUAUUUUCAGAAUUAGCUUAAAAAAGCUGAGCUUCUCUUCAUCAGUGAGAAGUGCCUGAGGAGGCUUCAUCCCACCGGUGGGGGACAUGCUUGGAACAGUGGAUUUUUUGAAGUCCACUUCUGCAAUAGAAGGAAAGAUUAUACUUGAGGCUUUGAUUCACUACUUUAGAUACGUUCCUCAGGAUAACAUAAGCAUUUGCCUUUAUCCGGUAACUGUUAUGGCCCCAAGCUUGCUUGAGGGAGACACACCUGCUGCUGGUGCUGCAUUUCAUUAGCAGAGCCCUGUGCUGUGUGUGCUAGUAAGUCCUUGGGGAGCCCGGGGCACACUCAGCCCAGUCCCAGAGAGGAUCAGACCAGGCAAGCUGGAGCAUCUGCUGCCCUGCUCAGGAGCCCCAUGUUUCCAGCAGGGUAGAUUGGGUUCUGUGCUGUCACAGCUCUACAUGGAUAUGCUGGAACAUAAUUGAAGUGAAGCGCCAGCUGCCUGCAGGCAGGGCUGUGCUGGCUGCAGGAUCCACAAUUUGAUCAUACUCUCUGGGGCUUAAAUCUCUAGUCUGAAAAGCAAAUUUAGCAUAUCGAGGUUAAACUUCAAUUAAUACACGAUGACCUUUUUCUUCUGAUAAUACCAGGAGACCCUCAAGAGACCCUCAGAUCAGUGUUCAGCACUGUCUCAGAAUGUGUAGUGAAUAAAGUCCAUGUUGUCUUAAUACUGGGGAUGUAAAAAAAAGCACUGUCGGUGCUUGCUGUUUGAUCACAUCCAUGAGCACAAUGGGUUCAUGGCAUGAGCAGUCUUUGUUCUGACUCUUGCCAUUUUCUUUACAUCCAAGCCAAGACACAUCCCUAUUUGUCUUAUGCGAAAAAUCAUUACUAAAACCACUCUACUGCCUACAUUAGCAUUCUAGCAAGCAAGGAUUUUGGGAACUUCCCUUUAAGAAGGUCUUUAGUAUUCCUGGAGGGUAAAAAGGUGUUUUUCCCUUGCAAUGGUAAGCAAAAUGUUUUGAGACAAGUUAAACCCAUGGGUUGGGUUUCCAGACAUACGGAGAUGCCUGGGGCCAGCCCAGAGGGAUACAGAUGCCCCUGGGAUCACUAGGGGUGCUUGUGCUUGGGAAGGAGUGUGGGAGGAGGAACCUGGAUCCCCAGGAGGUCAGGGUGGGGUGAGAACAGCACAAGGUACAGUUUGAGCUAUAGGAGCUCUGAGGGUUUCUGUGAUGUUGAGGACAAGGUGAGGUGCUGGUCAGUAAGGCAGGUAAUGCAAAGCUGUGCCUGGCAGUACCAGAGAGGGCAUGGAGCUCACAGGCAUGUUGCAAGAAGUGGGAGGAUACAGCUCAAAGGACACAGCUCCUCUGUCUGGCUUCUCCCAUGGACUAGCGCAGCACAUGAAAGAUGGAUCAGCUUAUCAAGCAGCAGAUUCUCUCCCUCCAGUUUAGGAAGGAGCACCUUCUGCGCAAUCAUUUCUCAGCUGACGGAGGAAACACAGCCACUAUUUGAAACCACUAUCAAAUCCCAUGCUGUGUCCGAGGACUGUGAUGCUAAAUUCACGUGCAUAGUGACAGGGUAUCCACAGCCAGAGGUGACAUGGUACAAGGAUGAUGAGGAGAUGGAUCGCUAUUGUGGCUUGCCCAAGUAUGAAAUAUUCCGUCACGGAAACCGCCAUACCCUGCAGCUCUACAAGUGCCGUGAAGAGGAUGCAGGCAUUUACCAGGCCUCAGCUAGAAAUAACAAAGGCAUCGUGUCCUGCUCUGGUGUGCUGGAAGUGGGAACCAUGACAGAGUUCAAAAUCCAUCAGAAGUGGUUUGACAAAAUCAAGAGAAAAGCUGAAGAAAAGAUGCAAGAAAUAGAACAGGACAAGAAACGAGGAAAAGAAAAUGUGGAAGUGGAGAAGUUGCAAGGAAUGAGCCCUGAACGGCUGCAGAGGAAGCGAAGGCUGGGUAGAGAUCAGACUCUCCGGUCAGGAGAUUUGUCAUGGGAGAAGGAAGACGCAGCAAAAGUGCACGUCGCAGAUUCGCAGUCCAGGUUGCACAAGGAUAUUGCUGAGACAAAGGAACAGCCAUUCAGUGCAGUGUCAGGCUUCCCAAACAAACUGGUGGCACCUCUGAAAGCAGAAGUGACCACCAAUGGAGAUGCCACUUUGGAAAGUGGGGAGGAGAAUGGGAACAACUUUCUCACAUACCUCUGUGAGACAGUGGAGGACUUGGUGACUAAGCCAGGGGCGAAAGACUCCGCAGCUAUAAAGAAAAAGAAGGUGGAGGCUCCUUCAGCAGCAACACAGGAAGUUUCUAAGCGAGAAGAAAGUGGGAGAGACAGGGUCAAUCCGUCUUCAAAUCCCAGGCUUGCUCCUCCUGUCCCCUUACGCAGGAAUGCACGUUUGAGGGCAGCAAGUGAUCAAGAAGUGGAAACCAGUCCAAAACAUAAAGAGCCUGGGAAAACUGUGAAACAGGACAUUAAACCUAAUGAUGACAUGUACUUCUCUUUAAAGGACAUGUAUUUUGAUAAGCAAGUGAAGCCAGCGGCAGGGAAGGAGGAGGUGGGAGGCAAGGACGAGGCCAGGAGUGAGGCUGGCUUGCAGCCUGUGGCAGUCAGCAGACAGACAAAGGAUGCUCCAUUGGUCUCUGAAGUGUUGGAGAGAGAACCUGUGCUGUCCGAGGGCCAGAGAGGCCAGCAGCAAGAACAGAAGUUGGAGGGAAGCAAAGAGGUUGCAGCAAGAGUUGGACAGUCUGCUGGUGACCUAAAGCAUCCAGUGUCCGGUCCAACCAAAGAGACCAGUCAGCAAGCCGGUAAGCAAGAGGAGAAAGUCAGGAAAGAAGUGCCUGUUUGCCAGGAAACCAGGGGGGCUGCAAAAAGGACAAAUCCUCGGUUUAGGCCUCAGGAGCCACCAAAGCCGCCAGCACCUUCUCCAGACCAUGUACAGUCUGACAAGAAGCAGCCACCCCCCAGGAAACAGGCAGAAAGACAUUUGCAUGCUCUUGAGGACAGAGAGACUCAGCAAGGACUUUUAAAUCAAGAAAACAAAAGCCAAUGUGGGGAAGAGUCAUUGCUAAAAAAUUUGACUCCUUCAGAACCUAGAGAAAACACUCCUCUUGGGCAAAUCACAUGUCAGACAGUCAAGGGUGAGAAGAGCAAAGAGGCAGGAGCAGAGUUGUCUGGGAGCCAUCCUGGUGUGAGGACAGGAGGGAGUGAUGCAGCAGAGCCAUGUCUUGGGGCUGUGCACAGGGAGGAAGGAGGGACACCUUUUUGCCAUCAGAACACCGAAAUGGCUUCUGCUUCAAUUGCUCUUGCCAAGGAAGAGCAGCUUCCUGUUCCUGCAGUGAGGCCAUCAGUGGCUCAGGAGGCACUGCUGGCAUCUAAUGGAAGCCCAGGGAUGAAGGCCACUGCAGGAGAGGUCUGGUCUGGAGCCCAGCUGCUGCCUCCUGUGAGUGGAGAAACGGAAAUCACAACAACAGAUGGAUCUGCCCCACAAGAGAUGUUUUCAGCCAUCACAUUAAAGGAGGAGAAUGACAAACGAGUGCCCAUGGGACCUCAAGGGAAGGAGGGAGGACUCCUGACAGCUACAGCUCCAUGCCAGGAACCAGCAGCAUCUUCAGGGACUUGGGAAGGAGUCUCUGAGGUUCAGCCACAGCUACCACUGAUUUUGCCUGGCUCUCAGGAGAUGUCUUUGGAGGAGAAAAUGCAGCACAAAAACCUGGUUUCCUCCUUAAAGAACUAUCUGCUGCUACUUUUAAAAAUGUCAGAUAGCAGUAAGGAUGCCACAAAAGGAGACGCUGACUCUGGGGACAAGGAGCAGCCAAAUGCAGGGGAAGGCACGAUCCCAGACACAGGCAUUGCUGGCCUUAGCCCUCGCACCUCAAGGAAAGUUUUGGAAAAAGUACAAAACAACCAGCUCUUCCAGACAGCAGAGAACUUCCCUCUGACCCCCAGGACAUCCAGACGGAUCACAGGAAUGAUUAACAAGGAAUUUGUUACCAGCAAGGAGAUGCUGGCUUGCAGGCCUGUGCCACCAAAGAGAUGCCCCCGGGGGGCUCCUGAGGCUGAGGGGCCGCCUCCACUCUCAGUACCCUCCAUCAUAGUGGGCAGCAUGCCCACAGCAGGAGUGGCUCCUCAUCUUUCUGAUUUGCCUCCAGUGAGCUCUGAAGAGAGCCCUGCUGACCCUCUGGCACUGCUACCUUGUGCCACACCAGAAGAGCUCGCUUUGGGGGCCCGGCGCAAAAUAUACCUGCCAAAACCCAAACAGGUGGGAGUGGAAGAGGAGGCAAGUCCGGGGAGCCUGGAGCACACAAGAAGUCUGACUGUUUCACCCCAGCAAUCCAGGAAGAAUGCAUCCUUGUUGCACUCUCCUGCCCCAGCUCCACCCUCUCCCUCAGAGCAGUGCUCUCCAACCCUCACAAGGAAGAUGGCCACGUUGGAGGUUCCCAAGCUGUACGAGGAGCCUGCAGGUGACACCAGUGGUGACGAAGAGGUCCCUGGAGAUGCUAAGCCAGAAACACAGCCAGCAGAGUCCCAGAAAACAAAUAACCCAUUUAAAGCUCCACAGGUGGUCCGUAAGAUCAGGGCAGAACAAUUUUCUGAUGCAUCAGGAAACCUGAAACUUUGGUGCCAGUUCUUCAAUAUAUUGAGCGAUUCUAAGCUGACGUGGUACAAGGACGAGAUCCCUGUAGCCGAAGCCCAAAGGAGUGCUGGCGAUGAAGGCCAGGCAGCCUUGGCUGUUGUGCAGGCAUCUCAGAAGGAUUGCGGAGUCUAUCGAUGUGUGAUCAGCAACGAGUAUGGCACCGACUCCACAGAUUUCCUGUUCAGCCCAGAAGUGUUGUCAGGAUUUAUCCUGCGGGAAGAGAUGGAAGUUGGAGAGGAGAUCGAGAUGACACCCAUGGUGUUUGCCAAGGGUUUGGCUGAUGCAGGCUAUUGGGGGGAUAAGCUCUUCGGACGCGUGGUGAGCGAGGACAUGGAAGUGGGUGCUGGUUUCCUGCGCAAAGCCUGCCGUGCCAGAGCCAUUUAUGGCCUAGAGCCUGUCUUUGAGUCCGGCCACACCUGCAUCAUCAAAGUGCACAAUUUCAUCGUCUUUGGGACCAAGAAUGAGAACAGCCUUGUUGAGAAGAACUAUGAUAUCACCAUCCAGGAAUGUAAAGUCCAAAACUCCAGCCGUGAGUACUGCAAGAUCUUUGCUGCUGAGGCACGAGCCAUCCCUGAUUUUGGAGUGGUGCCUGAGAUAAUUCCUCUGUACUUGAUUUAUCGUCCGGCCAACAACAUCCCUUAUGCCACAAUGGAGGAGGACCUCGGCAGGCCCUGUGAGCAGUACUGUGUCACUGAGAGAGAUGGCAGCUUGGUGGCACGAGGCACCUCGGAGAUUGUGCUCAAAUGCUGCACCUUCCAGCAUUGGGUUUACCAGUGGACAAAUGGAAACAUCCUCGUGACUGACAUGGAAGGAGUGGGCUGGAAGUUGACCAACGUGCGGAUCGCUACCAACAUGAAGGGGUACCAGGGGCUGAAGGAGAGCUGCUUCCCUUCCCUGCUGGAGCAGUUCCCGGCUACUCACAGGUGCAAUCAUUACUGCAGCAUGCUGGGCCUGAAGAUGCUGGAGUCUGCCAAACCCAAGGGCUCCAAAAGUCCCUGCCUGGGCAGGAAGUCUGCCCAGUCCAGCCCCCAGCUCCAGAAGAAGGUGCUGGCAAGUCCUCAGGGCACCCGCAAGGCUUCUGUGAGCCCCAAGAGCUCCCGGAGAGCUGCAGAAACAGGGGAGGCCCCAACAGCCUGCAAACCCAGGUCAGGAGAGAGCAACAGAGCUGGCUGCCCACAGUAGUCAGAGCUGCUGCAGCUGAGAUUCCUGCUCUGGCCCCCAGCCUGGGCCCAGCAUGUGACCAGGGUGGGAAAGGGAGACUCUGGCAGUGGCCUUCUUGGGGCUCCUUCUCGGCCCACAGUGCUUGCAUUGUGUGGUGUGUGCUAAUUGUGAGUGGCUGGGCCGGGUCCAAGGGGGCUGUGAGCCACAGGCAACCUCCCCAGUACCUCUCUACAGGAACUGCUGCUGAAGCCUGUGGGGCUGUGUGCCUCUCCACGCUCCGACUCGCUUUCCUCUCUCAACUUUCCGUAGGCCUUCCUUAAGGCAGGGGCAGAGCUUCUCCCUCAGGCUUUGCAGCCACCGUGUCCUUGCCUGGCUCCCCAGCAAACUGGGAGUCCUGGACGCCCUCCUGGCUCCCAGCACCUCAUGUUCUUCUUUGUGUCCCCAUAAAGUGACCGGGCCAAGCCUUGCCAGCGCUGUCAAGGAUGAGAACCCCACCAGUGCCCAGGCAGUCCCCUGUGCCCUGGCACACCUUUUUUCCUGUAGAGGGUUCCAGCAGGAGGGGCUCUGGAGUGUUGGCUAGUUUCAGGGCAGGGUAUUUGCACUGGUACCAGCUGCUUCAUAGGGAUGGGAUUUUGCACACCUGCCCUCUCCUGCUUCCUGGGGAAGUCUCCCACCCUGUUGCUGGGUGGAUGCUGCGGGUGGCUGUGCUGCUCUGGAUGGUGGCCAGUGCUACGGUAAGGAUGCUCUACCUCACGUGGGAUACUCACAUGGCAGCAGGGCAAUGGGGCAACUUCCCCUCCAUAUCAGGUUCUACCUUGGUGCAUGGGAGUGUCUAGCCCACAGGACUCACUCCUCCUCCUUGCCUCUGUGCCAUACAUAGACCCUGUAUGCCCUAGCCUCAGCACAAUGUGCUGCUCAGCAUCACUCCUGCUUGGCACAUGCUGGACUCCAGCAACAGCCGGCAGUACCCACUCCAAAUCCUGCUACCCCUGCCUCAAGGCAGUGGUGGACAGGCAGAGGAGCUGUCUGUUCCAUCACCCUGCAGAGCAUCCCCUUCCUCACGGUGUUGCAGGAGGAUGCUGGGUGCCAGUGACACCACCCUGCAGGGUGGGGUCUCAAGAACUGGCUCAAUGCAGCCUGAUGGAGGGAAGGGUCCAGGCUGGGAGUGUGGCAUGCUCUGGGCUCCUGGUCCUUUGUCGUUGGGUGACUGUAAAAUACCGAUGUACAUAACGUGGCUGUGUGGCUGCGUUGGCGACUGGUGCUCUCGAGUGCAAUAAAGCAAGAAGGACUGGCCUGUUCCCUG
This is a messenger RNA of Catharus ustulatus (Swainson's thrush), 8946 nucleotides long. It is a transcript of the gene ALPK3, whose product is annotated as alpha kinase 3. Gene Ontology annotation, cellular component: nucleus. Bases 3129 to 7664 code for a protein of 1511 amino acids. Gene Ontology annotation, molecular function: protein serine/threonine kinase activity; ATP binding. Gene Ontology annotation, biological process: protein phosphorylation; cardiac muscle cell development. NCBI's taxonomy places the organism in Eukaryota, Metazoa, Chordata, Aves, Passeriformes, Turdidae. The record is from RefSeq and is a predicted model, not a curated record. The transcript has 14 exons.